Messenger RNA from Microthlaspi erraticum, 903 nucleotides. The record is from the annotation of a GenBank genome assembly. NCBI's taxonomy places the organism in Eukaryota, Viridiplantae, Streptophyta, Magnoliopsida, Brassicales, Brassicaceae.
AUGGGUGACACCACCAAGGACGAUGGCUCUAGCCAAAGCAAAGGGGUGCGUAUGGAAAGAAGAGCGUAUUUUUUCAGGAAAUGGACGUCAAUCGACGUAAUGAGAGCUUCAUCUGUUGUGAUCAUUCAUUUGUUGUGUGUCUUGGCACCGUUUAACUACAAAUGGGAAGCUCUCCGGUUUGGUCUGAUUCUCGCAGUGGUUACUAACCUAAGCAUCACAUUCUCCUACCAUAGGAACUUGACUCACCGGAGCUUUAAGCUGCCUAAAUGGCUUGAAUAUCCAUUCGCCUAUUGUGCCCUUUUCGCUCUUCAGGGUCAUCCAAUAGAUUGGGUGAGCACACAUAGGUUCCAUCACCAGUUCACAGAUACAGACCGUGACCCACAUAGCCCUAUCGAAGGAUUUUGGUUCAGUCAUGUCUUGUGGAUAUUCGACACCGCUUACCUGAGGGAAAAGUGUGGAGGACGACGUGACAACGUGAUGGACUUGAAGCAACAAUGGUUCUAUAGGUUUCUUCGAGUCACAAUUGGUUUCCACAUCUUAACAUUUUGGACCCUCGUCUAUCUCUGGGGUGGUCUUUCUUACCUAACUUGCGGCGUGGGUAUUGGAGGAUUCAUUGGUUACCACGGGACUUGGCUCAUAAACUCGGCAUGCCAUAUUUGGGGUUCGCAAGCAUGGAACACCAAAGACACCUCUCGUAACGUUUGGUGGCUAGGGCUAUUCACGAUGGGAGAGAGCUGGCACAACAACCACCAUGCCUUUGAGGCGUCGGCUAGGCACGGGCUCGAAUGGUAUCAGGUGGACAUAACUUGGUACCUCAUUUCCUUCUUCCAGGCUCUCGGUUUAGCCACCGAUGUCAAAUUGCCUUCUGAGGCUCAGAAACGCAAGCUUGCUCUCGCUCGUUAA